UAUUUGUUAUAUUUUUAAGGUUGGUAUAAUAUUUGUCCACCAUUGUUAAUUUUUAAGAACACUUGUGUAAACAUUCUUAAUAGAUGGGUAUUGGGAAAAAAAGGUUUUAAAGAAUUGACAGAGUUUCAAUCAUUUUGUAAGCAUCAAUUUUAUACAAAAUGUAUCGAUUACCAAUUGUAGUAAUUAUUUGCCAUUUUAUCUUAAUAAAAACACAGGAGAUAUUUGAAUCGGAUGUGAAUAUGAGAGUUGAUGCAGGAUCGAGGACAUGCAUUUUCGAAAAAGGCAAGUCUGGACAAAUUAUGGAGUUUUUUUAUCAAGUCCUGGACGGUCAACAUGGAGAUUUGGAUAUAUCAGUGGAUGUCUUUAGUCCAAAUGGUGAUAAAAUUAUUUCUGACCAUAAGAAGUCGCAAAAUUCCAUAAUAAUGGAUUUGGAGCAUGAAGGUGAUUAUAUUUUCUGCCUAGACAAUACACAUAGUUUAAUGAAUUCAAAACUUGUAUUUGUAUAUGUGGUAAUAGAAGAAAAAGAUAAAAAAGAAAAGAGUGACGUGAGUGUUAUUGGGGAAGAUGGUGACGAACAUAAAGAGGAGGAAAUUGUUGAAUGGUUUGGUGUAGAUGAAAAUGGUGAAACAUAUGUUAUACCCGUGCCAGUCAUUAUUGACUCUAUAGCACGCACGCUUAACUAUGUGAUACGAGCCCGCCAUAUGUUAGAUAUCUACAGUGCAACAAAAACCCGAGAUGGAUACCUAGCAUUAGAAGACACAUUUAUUGUGGACAUGUGGUCAGCAUGUCAGAUUACUCUCAUGAUUUUUGUUGGGACUUUGCAAGUCUAUAUGAUAAAGAAAUUAUUUAAUGGACAUAGUAAAAUUUAGAAUAAUUAUUAUUUUUGAACUAAUGUCACAGUUAAACAAAUAAAAAGUUUUCAAAUAGCAACAGCAUCUUCCUUUAAAAUCGAAGUUGUAUGGAUACAGUUCUUAGUAGUUAAUAUCACACUAAUUGGUACUGAUAAGUCUAAUGACAUAUUAAUGUCAAAUAUUAAAAAUAAUACUAUCACUAAGUAAGUAUAAUUGAUAAUGAUAAACAUUGGUAUAAUGUGUCUUGGAAUUUGUACUUGCUCAUUAAUAAUGUAUCAAAAUACGGUAUGAGAAUGA
Molecule: messenger RNA, 1148 nt
Organism: Pieris brassicae (large cabbage white)
Lineage: Eukaryota; Metazoa; Arthropoda; Insecta; Lepidoptera; Pieridae
Product: transmembrane emp24 domain-containing protein 1-like
Exons: 1
Coding region: 159-869 (236 amino acids)
Biological process (GO): endoplasmic reticulum to Golgi vesicle-mediated transport; Golgi organization; intracellular protein transport
Cellular component (GO): COPII-coated ER to Golgi transport vesicle; endoplasmic reticulum-Golgi intermediate compartment; Golgi apparatus
Source: RefSeq, a predicted model, not a curated record